AUGAGCUGCGGCGCUGUGGCAGCAUUGGCAGUUUUGCGUUUAAGUGACAAAGUGCUGCUGCACUUUCACUUCAAUGAGCUCUUUGAGCUGCAGCAGCAGCAGCUGCUGCUGCUGCAGCAGCAGCAGCUGCAGCAGCUGCAGCAGCAGAAGCAGCAGAAGCACCAGCAGCAGAAGCAGAAGCAGCAGCAACAGCAGCAGCGCCGGCAACAACAACUGCAGCAGCAGCUGCAGGAGCAGCGGCAGCAGCAGCAGCAGCAGCAGAUGCUGCUGCUGCUGCUGCAGGCAGCAGCAAGGGGGACGAAUCUAAGUGCAGCAGCAGCAAAAAGAUACAAAGUGAUUAAAAGUCCUUUUUCUGUUUUUAUUCAAAAAGACAAAUCUCAAAAGUUUGCUUUUGCUGCUGCUGUAGACUUGGACAAGUGUUCACAAGCUUCAGCUUUCCAAACCCUAGAAGAUUAUGAAAAAAGGAUGGAGGAAAUACUUGGAGGGGAGCUGCAGCACGAGCCCAUAGAAAGGGUUUUAGCUGCUGCUGCUGCUGCUGCAGCAAGCGUUUGCGGCAGCCCAGGAGCAGCAGCAGCAGCAGCAGCAGCAAAGCCGCGCAGAGCCGGCGAAGUUAAAAUACCUGUUAAUGCACCAGCAGCAGCAGCAGACGCUGCAGCAGCAGCAAAAGACGCUGCAGCAGCAGCAGCAGCAGACGCUGCAGCAGCAAGAAAACAACGCGCAGCAGCAGCAGUCUUUUCUUUUGUUUUGGGAUUUUCAAUUGCUGCUUAUGCAGUUUACUCUUUAGUCAAAUCCUUUCUUUACUGCUGCAGCAGCUAA
Eimeria tenella is the source of this 816-nucleotide messenger RNA. RefSeq lists its product as uncharacterized. Bases 1 to 816 code for a protein of 271 amino acids. The record is from RefSeq and is a predicted model, not a curated record. The transcript has 2 exons. NCBI's taxonomy places the organism in Eukaryota, Apicomplexa, Conoidasida, Eucoccidiorida, Eimeriidae.